Sorex araneus (European shrew) is the source of this 412-nucleotide messenger RNA. It is a transcript of the gene ZNF705D, whose product is annotated as zinc finger protein 705D. The coding region runs from base 53 to 316 and encodes 87 amino acids. Gene Ontology annotation, biological process: regulation of DNA-templated transcription. The transcript is spliced from 3 exons. The record is from RefSeq and is a predicted model, not a curated record. NCBI's taxonomy places the organism in Eukaryota, Metazoa, Chordata, Mammalia, Eulipotyphla, Soricidae.
CACACACACAUCACCCCAGACAAAGAAGGAUUCCAACUCAUCACCGCAGCCCAUGUGGAUAGUGGACAGCCGGCGAACCUUGGCAGCCCCCGGGCACCACCAGCCACUGAGAUGCCAGAGCCGUUGUCCUUCGUGCUCACCACAGGGACGAUCAGAUGUCCAGGCAGCGGUGACCUUUGAAGAUGUGGCCAUUGACUUCACCCAGGAGGAGUGGGCCCCACUGGACAAGGCUCAGAUGAAGCUCUUCAGAGAAGUGAUGCUGGAGACUCUGGGCCACCUGGUGUCCGGGAAUUCUCCAGUAUGCAGCAGCUUCUGAGAUGCCGCUUCAAAGACAAAAGAUACGAGUGAGCGAAGCCCCAAGUGGGAGAAGUACUGAAGUGGACAGAUCGUAUUAAAUAACACUGCACUGUAG